AGUUCUCGCGAGACUCCCGGGAGAUGGCGGAGGCGGCGAAGAUGGCGGAGGCGGCGGCGGAGCUGCUGGAGCGGGUGGCGCGGCGGGACGCGGCGCUGGAGGAGCUGCGCGCCCUGCGGGUCGCCCUGCAGGCCGUUCCGCCCGCCGCCCUCCGCGCCCGCCUCGGCGAGCACCACCUCGGGGCGCUCUUCGGUCUCCUGGCCGUCAAUGACCGGGAACAGGUGUCCACGUGUGUUUCCAUCCUGGAGCGGCUCCUGCAGGCCCUGGAGCCCCUGUACGUGAUCCAGAACCUCCGGGAGGAGCUGCAGAAGGGCCUUGUGCACCCCGAUGACUCUGUCAAGAUCCUCACCAUGGCCCAGGUUGGGAGGAUUGUUGAAGACUCAGCUGCUGUCACAGAGAUCCUGCACAGCCCGGAGCUCUUACGGCAAAUCAUCAACUGCAUCGGUGGGGAGAAAAUAGCAGUGGCCAAAGAGGCCAUCAGAUCCCUGUCGAGGAUAGCCCGGAGCCAGGAGGGUCUGGAGGCUCUGUUUGGGAGCAGCCUGCUGGGCGACCUGAGGGACGUCAUGGCCACCAGCGACGUCGUUCGGUACCGGGUCUACGAGUUAAUUGUGGAGAUUUCCUCGGUGUCAGCGGAGUCUCUGAAUUACUGUGCAAACAGUGGAUUAAUCCCUGAGUUAAUUGGGGAGCUGACUGGAGAGGACGUGCUGGUCAGAGCCACGUGCAUAGAGAUGGUGACCUCGCUGGCCCACACGGCGCACGGGCGGCAGCACCUGGCGCAGCGCGGCGUCAUCGACAGGAUCUCCAACAUCAUCCUGGGGGCAGACUCAGACCCCUUCUCCAGCUUCUACCUGCCAGGAUUUGUUAAAUUUUUUGGCAAUCUGGCUGUUGUGGACAGUCCCCAGCAGAUCUGUGAGCGUUACCCUGUCUUUAUGGAAAAAGUCUUUGAAAUGGCAGAAAGUCAGGAUCCAACCAUGAUUGGGGUGGCUGUGGACACACUGGGAAUCCUGGGAUCCAAUGUAGAAGGCAAACAGGUUUUACAGAAAACCAGAAGUAGAUUUCAAAAUCUCUUGAGCAAAAUAGGGCACCAGGCCAAGAAUGCCCCCACCGAGUUACGGCUUCGGUGCUUGGAUGCGAUUUCAUCUCUGCUCUACUUGCCUCCAGAGCAGCAGACAGAAGACCUUUUAAGGAUGACUGAAUCCUGGUUCAUGUCCUUGUCCAGCCAGCCCCUGGAGCUGUUCAGGAGCAUCAGCACUCAGCCAUUCCCUGAUCUGCACUGCGGGGCUUUGCGAGUGUUUACUGCCAUUGCAAACCAGCCGUGGGCCCAGAAGCUGAUGCUGAGCAGCCCAGGGUUCGUGGAGUACAUUGUGGACAGAUCUGUGGAGCCUGACAAAGCUUCAAAGGAUGCUAAAUACGAGCUGGUGAAGGCCCUGGUGAACUCCAAAACCAUUGCAGAGAUCUUUGGCAAUCAGUACUACCUGAGGCUCAGGGCUUACCUGCACGAGGGCCCCUACUACGUGAAGGCAGUGUCUACCACAGCUGUGGAAGGAGCAGAGUAACAUCCUUGGUUCCCUUCCUGCAGAGCACACUCCUGCCACAGGUGUUGAGGUACAAGGGGUAAAAACUCUCCACAGUGGAGGUUUUCUCUUUAAAGGAAUGUGAAGAUAUUUUGACUCUAUUUGAAAUGAGUCAGGAGAGCAAAUUGAAGGGUGUUUGAUAUUUCCUCCUAAAAUGUCAUGGGAGAAGUUCCCUGUGAGCUUCAUGAGGUGACCCAGGUGAGCACUUAGCAGCUGCUGGCUGUGUUUUAUUUGGCAGAAUUUAUCAGUGUUUGUUUAAAUUGUUCUUGGGUUUGGAGUUUCUGUUGUGUUUUCUCAGUAGGUUACAGUUCAGUUAAAAAAAAACCUGCACCAAAACACCUCAAGGUUUAUAACCUCAGAUGCUGCCAUAAUUUCUAUUCUUUUUUAAUUCAUUUUUUACCUGCCAGAGUUGGCACUUGCAUGGAACACUCUUUGUUCUGUCAGAAUCCUGUAGCUGGAUAAGCCAGUGGCACUGUCCACGUGAGGGAGUAUGGACUGGGUUCUCUUCUUUUCAACCUGCUGGAUGUGAGUCUUGCUGGAAUAAAUAAUCCUAAAUAUUGUUUACA
Prinia subflava (tawny-flanked prinia) is the source of this 2140-nucleotide messenger RNA. RefSeq names its product proteasome 26S subunit, non-ATPase 5 (gene PSMD5). Lineage: Eukaryota; Metazoa; Chordata; Aves; Passeriformes; Cisticolidae. Gene Ontology annotation, cellular component: cytosol. The record is from RefSeq and is a predicted model, not a curated record. Gene Ontology annotation, biological process: proteasome assembly. The transcript has 10 exons. The coding region runs from base 24 to 1556 and encodes 510 amino acids.